AUGAGGGUGACGGAGCCAGGAAAAGGGCGAACGGCUUCCUGGCAGAGGCGUCCUGUUGUCAGCACCCAUGUAGGAGUGGGUCCGCCGCAGACACUUGGGGAGAAGUUCAACCAUGGCAUGGAGCAUUUGACCUGGGUUGGUAGUGAAGUGAAAACCCUGUCUGUUAAUCAAAAUAUUAACCAACUGGAAACUGACAAUAUGGAAAAGGAAUCCCAAGACAAGAUGAUGAUGAUGAAGAUGAUGAACACUUGGGUAUGGCUGGAUGGUGGAGGAGAGGUCAGGUGGGACGAGCAGGUGGGGAGAGGGAGCAUGCGUCACUUUCCCUGCUCUGCAGAAGAGUCUUAA
Knipowitschia caucasica is the source of this 345-nucleotide messenger RNA. Lineage: Eukaryota; Metazoa; Chordata; Actinopteri; Gobiiformes; Gobiidae. The record is from the annotation of a GenBank genome assembly.